GUCUCGAAUAACAAAAAACAAAAAAGAAAGAAAGAAACAAGGUCUUGCUGUUUCAGCCUUGAUUGGUCUGGAAUUUACUGAGCAGGCUAGCUCCUAGCUUGCACUAUUUUCCCGACUCUGUCUCCUGAGUGCUGGGAUUACAGAUGAGUGCCACCGGUUUUGUUGUUACUGUUGUUGUUUGGAGACCUGGUUCAAAGUAGCCCAGACCCUUCAGCUCCAUGCCCCAGACCCAUGCCUCAGAGCUGGGAUGACAGGAGUGGCCUCAAGCACCGUUCCUUUAAUGCAGGUAAAUUCCAGAAGACCCCUGGCGUUGGUGGGCAGCCAACAGGAAGAGGCCUAGAGUUGUAAUCUGUAUGAUGCAUAUAAAAGUCCCAGCAAUUACAGCACUGACAAUUUGACCAUUAAGAGAAGACUAAUUGAACAAGUGACCCUCACAAAGACGUCUGCAAUGACGAAUCCUUGAACCGGAAGGAGCGUGGGAGGACAGAAAGGUCUCUGGUGGAAGAGAGAGUUGGGGGGCAGGGGUUCCAGCCUGGUCUGGAGAUUGAAGAUCUCAGAAAGCCUCCAAGCAAGGUUCUGUAACGCCUGCCACUUGCCAUCUGAACUCGGCUGACCAGGGAGAAACCUUUCUGCCACGUAACUCUGCUCCACUCCGCUUCUGACUUGGGAAGGGGUCAGUCAAGAAAGCAUCCAUGUCCUUAUUGACCUACACGCCCUUUCCUCCACUGAUCCGGGCAGGGAGCGGGAUGCGGGGCUAGGGCUGGGAAUUUCCGGGCUUAAGAGAGGACUAUGCAGUGCAGGGACAGUCACGUCCCUCUUGGGGUCGCGGGGGAAGGCCAAGCAGGCAUCUCCAAGGAUUCUUCACUCCAACACGCACGCAGGCACAUAUAUGCUCGCACACGCACAAACACCUCGUAACUACCAGGCCUGCGGCACCCAGCACCCCGACACUUGGCCGCUCGCCCCGCCCUCGGCACUCCCCGGGCCCCGCCUCCGAGGCUCUCCCUCCCACUCUCACACUGCUUUAUAAAAUGGGGCGUUGGGUGCAACCGGGAAAAGCUGUUCGGCUGGGAACUCCAGGCCUUCUCUUCUUCAUCGGAGCAAGUCUAAGCCGGCAGCCACAGAACUCCAGCUAGUGAGUCUCGAACCCCUGCAUUCCUGAGUCCUAGCGUCGCCGCACCCAAGACCACCCCCCGGGAAUCAUGCGCUGCGCUCCGACCGCAAGCGCAGCCCUGGUGCUGUGUGCAGCUACCGCUGGGCUGCUGAGCGUGCAGGGCCGCCCUGCACAACCCGAGCCGCCGCGCUUCGCGUCCUGGGACGAGAUGAACUUGCUGGCUCAUGGACUGCUGCAACUGGGCCACGGGCUGCGCGAACAUGUGGAGCGCACCCGUGGGCAGCUAGGCGCACUGGAACGCCGCUUGGCUGCGUGCGGUAAUGCUUGUCAGGGACUCCAGGGCAAAGAUGUACCUUCCAAAGACCCAGAAGGCAGAGUCCCUGACAGCGAGGCGGCUCCUGAGACUCUGCAGAGUUUGCAGACACAGCUCAAGGCUCAGAACAGCAAGAUCCAGCAACUGUUUCAGAAGGUGGCCCAGCAGCAGAAACACCUAGCGAAGCAGAAUCUGAGAAUACAAAAUCUUCAAAGCCAGAUUGACCUCCUGGCCCCCACACACCUAGACAAUGCGGUGGCCAAGACAUCGAGAGGAAAGAGGCUUCCCAAGAUGACCCAGCUCAAUGGCCUGACUCCCAAUGCCACCGGCUUGCACAGACCUCCCAGAGACUGCCAGGAACUCUUCCAAGAAGGGGAGCGGCACAGUGGACUUUUCCAGAUCCAGCCUCAGGGAUCCGCUCCAUUUUUGGUCAACUGUGAGAUGACAUCAGAUGGAGGUUGGACAGUGAUUCAGAGACGCCUAAACGGCUCUGUGGACUUCAAUCAGUCCUGGGAAGCAUACAAGGAUGGCUUCGGAGAUCCCCAAGGCGAGUUCUGGCUGGGCCUGGAGAAGAUGCACAGCAUCACGGGAGACCGAGGCAGCCAGCUGGCUGUGCAGCUCCAGGACUGGGAUGGCAAUGCCAAAUUGCUCCAGUUUCCCAUCCACCUGGGGGGCGAGGACACAGCAUACAGCCUGCAGCUCACAGAGCCCACAGCCAGUGAGCUGGGUGCCACCAAUGUCUCCCCCAGUGGCCUUUCCUUGCCCUUUUCUACCUGGGACCAGGACCACGACCUCCGAGGGGACCUCAACUGUGCCAAGAGUCUCUCUGGUGGCUGGUGGUUCGGCACCUGCAGCCACUCCAACCUCAAUGGACAGUAUUUCCACUCCAUACCACGGCAACGGCAGCAACGUAAAAAGGGCAUCUUCUGGAAAACGUGGAAGGGCCGCUAUUACCCACUUCAGGCUACCACCCUGCUGAUCCAGCCCAUGGAGGCUACAGCAGCCUCUUAGCCUCCUCUCUGGAGUCUGGUCCCAGACUGAAGAGGACAGUGACUUUGGUUGUGGCCUUAUGAUAGGGUCACUCUCUGCUGAGGACAGGAGCUCCAAGUGGGGUUACCUGGAGUCUCGUGGACAGAGAAGAAGCCCAUUACUGGAGCAACUGGAGGACCCCUUUUCUGUGUUGGGGGUCUGCAGAUAUUGUCUGGACUAUUCAGAACAACAAGAAACAAAUGGCCCAGACCCGGGAAGCAUGAGCUCAAGGGGCAUUGAGUCUCACUUCUUGCCUGUCAGAGAAGUCGGGAAUGCAGAGGGACCACUCAGGUCAAACUUGCUGGGCCCUUAAUGGUGGACUCAGUCAUAUUGACUGGCUGGGAGACAGGGUUCCCAGGAGCCCUGGAUACACUCAUGGUGCUGUUGUGGGUGCUGUGGAUGAAUGGGUGCCAACUGUGGUUACCGGGCACAGCUCACAGCAUUCUUGGAAUAAAAACAACCUCAGAACA
Cricetulus griseus (Chinese hamster) is the source of this 2926-nucleotide messenger RNA. The record is from RefSeq and is a predicted model, not a curated record. Lineage: Eukaryota; Metazoa; Chordata; Mammalia; Rodentia; Cricetidae.